GCGCGCCCUGAGCUCGCGGCGUUGUCUCUCGCGGAGAACGUCAGCUCCAUGAGCGAAGCGGACCGCUGCCAGUUCACCGACGCUCAUGCGUCGCUGCCGAUCGAACCCUGCGCCAGCGGCUGCAGUCCGGAGCCGCCAGUCACCCCCGCGGGCCUCGCGGGCACUGGGCCUGCCGCGAGGGCUCGCUUUGAGUCGGAGCAGUACCGCUGCGCGCCCCGCCAGUACAAGCUCGGCAACAUGGUUUUCGACGGCCAGUUGCGCUUCCGCCCUCUGACGAGCGCGGAGCUGUGCGGCUGGGCUUUCCAGCCAAGCCGCGAGGUGGAGGGCGUGCGCUGCGGGCUCCACGGGAACGCCUUCUCGCCCCCCGUGGUGGCGAUGUUGCUGGGCCGCGGCCUUUCGGCUGCAGGCGCGCUGGCGCGGCCGCCGACGGUCGCGGAGUGCUGGGGCGCUCGCGACGUCGAGGCGGACGAGUACGUCAGCCAUCUGCUGGGCCAGGCCCCCUCCAGCGCCAGCUGCAAGGAGGCGCGCGAGGCGAUGCGCGAGGGCCCGGUCCGCUCUGCCAUCUUCAGAGGCAGCGACGCGCGCAUCGCGAGUGGCCGUCUGAUUCAUUUCUGCGAUUCUCAAGCGCGCAUCGCUGUGGCCUGCAAGGGCAGGUCGACUUCCUCGCCGCUGCGCAGGUUGCUCAGGGGCUCGAGUACGCUCCUGCUGUCGACGCCGUGCCAACUCUUCUACGUCUUCGCGAGGUCGGAGCCCGAUCUGGCCCCCAAGUGGUUCUUCAAUUGGCUCGCCAGCCGCAACGAGCCAAUGCCCGAGGCCGCCGCGGCCGCCGACGAGGUUCUCGGAGAGUUUGUGGAAGGGUGUUGGGCGCAGGGCGCGCCCGAGUCCAUAUUCGGCGACGUCUUGUCGGGCCUGCAGCAGUUCGUUCCCUGCCUGAGGCGCGCGCUCAAAGACUCGUGGCGGCUGUUCUCGACCUGGUCGAAGAAUGAGGCUCCCUCGAGAGCCAGGCCCCUGCUGCCUGAGCAGGCGCUGGCCAUGGCAGGCUUCGCCUUGUCCGAGGGAGAUGCGGCCAUGGCCGCCGCGGUGCUCGUGAGAUUCAGCGGCUUCCUGCGGCCUGUUGGGGCGAUGCUGCAGGCAAGCCGGCGCGCGUGGGACCUUGGCCGCGGCCUGGCCCACGUCGACCUCGGCGUCACCAAGGGCGGCAAGCGCGCUGGAGCGGCCGAGCACGUCGUUAUAGACGAGCCCGAGGCAGUGAUUAUCUUGGCUCGCGUGCUGGGCAAUGCACCGGGCG
Messenger RNA from Prorocentrum cordatum, 1288 nucleotides. Lineage: Eukaryota; Dinophyceae; Prorocentrales; Prorocentraceae. The record is from the annotation of a GenBank genome assembly.